Labrus mixtus (cuckoo wrasse) is the source of this 3488-nucleotide messenger RNA. RefSeq names its product zinc finger protein 385D (gene znf385d). The record is from RefSeq and is a predicted model, not a curated record. The transcript has 8 exons. Bases 235 to 1605 code for a protein of 456 amino acids. Gene Ontology annotation, cellular component: nucleus. Gene Ontology annotation, molecular function: nucleic acid binding; zinc ion binding. Lineage: Eukaryota; Metazoa; Chordata; Actinopteri; Labriformes; Labridae.
GCGAGUAGAGAGAGAGAGAGAGAGGCAGAUACGGAGGUCCACAGACAGACAGCAGCAGCUUGCAGAGUGCAGCAUGCAGACUGGCCACUGACACUGCCGUGGGAUUGAACACACACACACACACACACACCCCUGAGGAGUGUACGAGACAUGCCCAGGCUGCUGUCCAUGGACACACACACACUGGCAGGGCACCAGAGAGGAAAUACAGCAGACCCCCGAGCCUGAGGAGCGAUGGAGAGCAGCAUGUUCUUUGGUAACACGUGUCAGAAUGGCCUCUUGCCCGCUCUGAUGCGUCCCACCCUGCCCGCCGUCCAGACCUCACUGGGCAUGAAGCAGUUUCUCCCGUUUCCGUUGGACGCAGCUUCGGCCGUCCGCCUCUUCCCAGGAUUCAGCGCGAUGGACCCGGUGCAGAAAGCCGUCCUCCAUCAUACCCUCGGCCUCCCGCCUACAGCGAAGAGGAAGCACGUCUCCUGCAGCGUCUGCCAGCUGAGGUUCAACUCACAGAGCCAGGCCUUGGCCCACUACAAGGGGACCAAACAUGCCAAGAAGCUAAAAGCCCUGGACGCUCCGAAGAGUAAGCUCAAAGGCUCAGCGGUCACCAAGGACACCGCCAACCAGGAGAUCGCCAAGGGCAUCAACACCUCGCAGAUCCCCAACGGCACGGACAGGAAAGAUGGACUUUCUGGAGCAACACCCCUCCCGCUCUCUCCUGUGCUCAGACUGGCACCACCCCUGGCCCCCCUGGCCUCCCUGGCCCCCCUGGCACCCCUGGCUCCAUUGACCACCAUCACUACGCCAACGCCGACACCGACACCUGCCGCCCCAUCACCUGCAGUCCUGAGCACCCCAGCGGCGUCGGCCCCAGAGACUACCUCAGCCGCUGGAGGGGACGAGGGGCCGGAUACAACUAACUCCUCCUCAGAAGGAGACCCGGAACCUGAGGCCGAACCCGAGGCCGAGAUGGACGGGGAAACGGAGGAGGAGAAAGCUCGACGUCUCCUGUACUGCUCGCUGUGCAAAGUGGCCGUCAACUCUGCGUCUCAGCUGGAGGCUCACAACAGCGGAACGAAGCACAAGACGAUGCUGGAGGCCAGGACGGGCGUGGGCUCCAUCAAGUCUUUCCCCCGGCCCGGAGUCAAGAGCAAACUGGUGACACCCACCAAGUCAGCGACGGGCCUGCAGAACAAAACGUUUUACUGUGAGACGUGUGACGUGCAUGUCAACUCGGAGACGCAGCUAAAACAGCACAUCAGCAGCCGGCGUCAUAAAGACCGAGCAGCAGGUAAACCAGCCAAACCCAAAUACAGCCCCUACAGCAAACCACAGAAAGGCCAGAGCAAGCAGCCGAUAAAGUUAACCCUGGGAAAGGAUCGUCAGGUUCAGCCUCUGACUCCUCAGAUCAUCCCCGCUCACCUGGCAGCGGUUGCAGCCGCCGCCGCAGCAGCCAUUGGCAACUCAUUCUCCCUCCGCACGAACCAUGCCACUAACCACGUCCCCAGCACCGCCCUCUUCCAGACUCAGACCCUCUCUGCUGCUUUGCUCCGCCCUGCCCCCGGGCCUGUCAGGACCUCUCACCCACAGGUCCUCUUUGCCCCUUAUUGACCCGAGGGACCGCCUCCUGUCCAGGAUCAGAAACCCAGAAACUUAACCCCGACCAGGACAAGGAGUCAUGUCAGCGUGUGUGCUCCUUAAUGUUAGAACUGUUCCAAUACCGAUACCAAUCUUCUGAUGUCAACUUAGAUGCUCUAUAGGGUAUCUGUGGAUGCAACAACUCACCAAUCCAAUCAUAUGAUUUACAAUCCCUUCAAAAAAUUAAAAUCAUUUCACACAAAAUAGCAAUCCAAAUUUUUAUAGUGUAACCCAUGUCCCAUCUGUUAACAUGGAGGAGGAAAAUUCAUGAUCCGUACUGCAGCCAGUCAGCCAGCAGGGGGAGCUCUAAAUAUAUUGGCUUCACUUCCAGGUGGCUUUUGCGCCGCCCAUACAGAGAGGAAACAAAAUGACAUGUUUUUUUAGGCCAACCCCAGAAGUUAGCAUUGCCAUGAGGUCUACGGGAGUUUAGCAUCAGAUUUUUGGAUCACUGCAGAAAAUAAGAUCCGUGGCAAACAAAUGUUUAUUCUGCUUUUGCGUUUGGUUCCGACAGAUAAUCUUAUAGCGUCACCACAACUAUGCCUCAGGAUGUCUCCCACAAGCUAACUAGCUAGCGAAACCGUAGGCUGAUUCAUUUAUAUUUAUUGAUUUAAAAUUUAAAGAGGACGGUGAAACACGACUAGAGACUGUAAGGCGGACAAGUGAGAGAUGUGUCCGGGGUGAUGACGUUAAAUGUCCCAGACAACCGCACUGUCGUUUUAUUUAGCCACUUGUUAGCAACCGCAUUUUAAAGGACACAUAAAACCUUUCAAAUUCACAAGUAGGGGUAUUCACUAAUGUGUUUAAUGUCAUCCAUCAAAACGCCAACAUCUCUUGUGCUUGUGUUAACCACAGACUUUAUUUCAGGAAUCUACCCACCAACCCAUUAAAAAAAACAAAACAUUGAAUUUCAGGCAAACGACCCCAUGGCGCUAAAAUGCUAACUUACUUCCUGGUUUUAGAACUUGUUCCUGUGGCGCAGUAUUGGUACACAGACUGGUCAAAGCUAGCAAAGGUUUUUCCACCAAUAAAAGUACAGGUAUCAGACGGGUACCGACGGGCUUACACUAAAGUCUGGGUACCUGGAUUGGUAUCGGUACAACUCUAUUUUAUGCAUCCACCCGGGAUCCUGAACAUACUGUGAUCAUCUCUCACUCCUCUGUACGGAUUAUCCUUCAUUCAAAAGCUAUAAACUCUGGAUUUAUUUCUCUUCUUCCACUGAAAACUUUGGGCUAACGUCUCCAUUCUGCAGCUCAUACCUGGACCCUGAACCUGGACCUUGAACCUGGACCUGGACCUACAUUGUACCGCAAUAAUAUAAAAGACUAACCCCGUGAACUAUGCAGUGUCAUAACGUCAUGAUGCAAGGCACAGUUUGAGCAAAAGAGCAGUACGGAUAUGCUUUUCAGCGCGGCGAUAACAUCAUUGCUUUAGUGGAGGAUUACUGUAGCUCCGGAUUCAAAGGCUGUUACUGAUCGUACGAGCGAGAGAGAAAAGGCCCUCCUCUGUUUCCUGUUUGCACUUUAAGCCCCGCCUCUGUUGAUGUCUACAUUAGAUGGCUAGACUGUGUUAGAUUGUUAGCGUACGUGUCGUAAUGUGUGUUUUUUGUAUUUGUCCUUGCAUAUCUAUGUGUGCAGGUGUGUUCUUCUGCAUGUGUGCGUGUGUGUGUGUGUGUGCUUGUCUAUGAGUGUGUGUGAGUGAGUGAGUGAGAGAGAGCGAGCUCUACAUCAAUUCUAGUCGAUAUCCAGCACACACAUUCAUGUCUGGGGGCCGGAGGGACCACAAAGGCUUGUGUAUAUUAUCUGUCAGUGUGUAAAAGAUGAACAAUUUCAAAUAAAAAAAGAGUCCUAAUUUGUUAA